This is a messenger RNA of Tripterygium wilfordii, 1888 nucleotides long. Its product is annotated as monothiol glutaredoxin-S17-like. The record is from RefSeq and is a predicted model, not a curated record. The transcript has 3 exons. The coding region runs from base 114 to 1583 and encodes 489 amino acids. Lineage: Eukaryota; Viridiplantae; Streptophyta; Magnoliopsida; Celastrales; Celastraceae.
UUACGGCGUCACAGAGUACUUUCUACUUUCUAGGUUUCUCCGACCGUCCACAGUAUCUCUGUGUUUCGAGUGUGUGGAAGGAAGAAAGCAGAGCGAGCGGAAGUAGGGAUACAAUGGGAGGUUCGGUGAAGGACGUGCAAUCGAAGUCGGAGCUUGAUAAUCUGCGCCAGAGUGGUACUCCUGUUAUCCUACACUUCUGGGCGUCAUGGUGCGACGCCUCCAAGCACAUGGACCAAGUCUUUGCUCAUCUCUCCACCGAUUUCCCUCUCUCCCUUUUCCUUAGGGUUGAGGCUGAGGAGCAGCCUGAGAUAUCCGAAGCUUAUUCAGUAUCUGCUGUGCCCUAUUUUGCAUUCUUGAAGGAUGGUAAGACAGUUGAUACAUUGGAGGGGGCAGAUCCAUCCAGCUUGGCCAAUAAAGUUGCUAAACUUGCUGGGUCAAUUAAUCCUGGAGAACCUGCUGCUCCUGCCAGCCUUGGUAUGGCUGCAGGACCUACUAUCGUGGAAACUGUUAAAGAGCUUGCAAAAGAAAAUGGUGCUUCUCAAUUGAAAAGUCCGGUGCAACAUGGCCUAAGCGAGGGCUUGAAAAAGCAACUGCCGCAGCUGAUUAACUCUCAUCCUAUCAUGCUAUUCAUGAAAGGAAGUCCCAAGGAGCCGAAGUGUGGGUUUAGCAGAAAAGUUGUUGAUAUUUUGAAGAAGGAAAAGGUCAAGUUUGCGACCUUCGAUAUCCUGUCUGAUAGUGAGGUUCGUGAGGGGUUGAAGUUAUUCUCUAAUUGGCCAACGUUUCCUCAGCUUUAUUGCAAAGGUGAACUCCUUGGUGGCUGUGACAUAGCAAUUGCUAUGCAUGAGAGUGGUGAAUUGAAGGAGGUUUUCAGAGAUUUUGGUAUUGAUGCUGAUGAGGCAAAAAUGACUGAGACUGGAGGCAGUAAAGGUGGCAUCUCAGAAACUAAUGGUUUGAGCGAGGUCCUUGUCUCUCGCCUCAAAGGCCUUGUUAAUUCAAGCCCAAUUAUGCUAUUUAUGAAGGGAAAACCAGAUGAACCUAGGUGUGGUUUCAGUGGGAAGGUAGUUGAAAUCCUCCGACAAGAGAAGGUGGAAUUUGCGAGUUUCGACAUCCUUUCUGAUGAUGAAGUUCGCCAAGGGCUUAAAGUUUAUUCUAAUUGGUCUAGUUACCCACAACUUUAUAUCAGGGGUGAGCUAAUUGGUGGCUCAGAUAUUGUGCUGGAGAUGCAAAAGAGUGGUGAGCUUAAGCGGAUUUUGACUGAAAAGGAAAUUAUUCUGAAAGAAACCCUUGAAGAUCGACUAAGGCAUUUGGUUAGCUCUUCCCCAGUGAUGCUGUUUAUGAAAGGUACCCCAGAUGUUCCUAGAUGUGGUUUCAGUUCUAAAGUUGUAAAUGCCCUGAGAGGAGAAGAAGUGAAUUUUGGAUCCUUCGAUAUUUUGACUGAUGAUGAGGUGAGGCAGGGACUGAAGGCCUUCUCAAGCUGGCCAACCUUCCCCCAGCUUUAUUACAAGGGUGAGCUGAUCGGGGGCUGUGAUAUUGUUAUGGAGCUGCAAAACACUGGAGAACUGAAAUCUACCCUAUCCGAGUAGUGUUAUGCGAGAUAUCAAAUAAUGCUAGACAAAGCUUCGGUUCAGUCUCACUCUCCAGGAGCAUGCAAGUGACAUUCUUGAUCAUGAAGUCUGAUAUGCCUUAAUGGUUUUCGGUGUAAUCAUCAUUUUCAAACUAUGCUUAAUUGUGAUUUAUCAUAAAGGAUUAUACUUGCUGCUUGGUUCUAUAUCCCAAGUGUCUUAAAUGUGGAGUGAUUGUUUUUUGUCAGCAAUUGAAACCCCACAUAAUAUUGUUGAAGAUUGAAAUUGGGAUUGUCGAGGUUGCAACCGACUAUUCUACCAUUGAA